This is a messenger RNA of Funneliformis caledonium, 165 nucleotides long. NCBI's taxonomy places the organism in Eukaryota, Fungi, Glomeromycota, Glomeromycetes, Glomerales, Glomeraceae. The record is from the annotation of a GenBank genome assembly.
AUGGUGCUCGAGGCGGGUCAUAUACCGUCAAUAUUUAGAGAACUCAACUCGAAUUAUAAGAUAAUGAUUAUGAGUAUUAUUUGUCCUAGUUUGAACAUCAAUCCAAUCGCCAAGGAUUCGUUGCUUUUUGAAUCAUUUAACUUGCAAAGUUAUUUUUAUGAAUAA